AUGGUCUCAGUUUUUGGGGAUGUCACUCCGUAUCUGGUGGUGAUUGUGACGGUGGCUACACUCGGCCCACUCCAAUUUGGUUACCAUUUGGCCGAACUUAACGCACCGCAAGAUGUCCUGACAUGCCAGACGAAGUCGGUGUCGGGAACCGAGAAACCUCCGACCGGCACCUCGGACUGUAUUCCCAUGACCCCGGCCUCCUUCGCAGCGAUCUCGGCCAUAUUCACGGUGGGAGGGCUUCUUGGGGCACUCGGCGCUGGCCCACUUACAUCCCGCCGCGGCCGUCGCAUCACGAUGCAGGCAACCGCGCUGUUCUAUCUCGUCGGGUCCAUAAUUGAGACUUACGCCCACUCGGUCCCGGUUAUGAUUCUUGCCCGAUUCUUAACUGGAAUUGGCGCAGGGGCCAGUACGGUUGUCGUUCCGUUAUACAUCAGCGAGGUGGCGCCGCCGACUAAACGCGGCUUCUUCGGCGCCUUCACACAAAUUAGCAUCAAUGUCGGCAUCCUCUUUACGCAGACCCUGGGCUUCUUCAUGAGCCACGACAGCGCAUGGCGGUGGAUUUUCGGCACCGGCGUUAUCGUGGCCGCAGCUCAAGCUGUUGGGUUGUGGCUUGUUCCUGAGAGUCCAUCCUGGACGGCGAACAUACAGGGCAGCGUGGCACGGGCUCGCCGCGACUUGCAACGUAUUCGAGGCCGUGAUGGUGAUAUCGAAGAGGAAGUGGAGACCUGGGAUGUUGACGGCGGUAAACCCCCAAGUGAACAAGAACGGCUGCUCAGUGCUGAGGACAUCGAGCCAGCCAACCCAGACGCUAGUUUGCUCUCGCCCGCAUCCCCCGGUUCGCGGGUCCCCAAAGAACACCUGGGAUUUGUCCAAGUUGUUCGUGACCCCGAGUACCGACCCGCUAUCAUUGCCGUGGUGGGUAUCAUGUUUGCGCAGCAGCUCUGUGGCAUCAACUCUAUUAUCAUGUAUUCGGUAUCGCUGCUCAACGGCCUACUCCCCGUGAGCUCGGCGAUCGUGACCAUCAUUAUCUCAGUCAUCAACCUUGCAACCACCAUCGCGGCAUCACCGCUCCCGGACCGGCUCGGCCGCAAGGCCUGCCUGCUUGGGUCCAUUAUCGGCCAAGGGACCAGCUCCUUGGUGCUUGCCCUGGCGAUCAGGUUUGGCCUCAAAAUUAUCUCGGCUGUUGCAGUUCUUCUGUUUGUUGCCUCUUUCGCUCUUGGCCUCGGUCCCGUACCGUUCAUCAUGGCUUCGGAGCUUGUCGGACCCGAAGCCGUCGGAGCUACGCAGUCCUGGGCACUUGGGGCGAGCUACGUCGCUACCUUCCUCGUAGCCUAUCUCUUUCCGAUUAUCAACCAAUCGCUGAACAAUGCGCUGGGCGGCGCGGGAUGGGUGUACUUUAUUUUUGCCGGCUUUGCGCUCGUUUGGGUGGCCUUUGUGUGGAAGAAUGUACCUGAGACCAAGGGAAAGCGGGACGCCGAUGAGGUUUGGGGGCGAACACGACGCACCGACUGA
Molecule: messenger RNA, 1512 nt
Organism: Dichotomopilus funicola
Lineage: Eukaryota; Fungi; Ascomycota; Sordariomycetes; Sordariales; Chaetomiaceae
Product: major facilitator superfamily domain-containing protein
Exons: 2
Coding region: 1-1512 (503 amino acids)
Biological process (GO): monosaccharide transmembrane transport
Cellular component (GO): membrane
Molecular function (GO): hexose transmembrane transporter activity
Source: RefSeq, a predicted model, not a curated record